Molecule: messenger RNA, 1727 nt
Organism: Thamnophis sirtalis
Lineage: Eukaryota; Metazoa; Chordata; Lepidosauria; Squamata; Natricidae
Source: RefSeq, a predicted model, not a curated record
CAGUGUGGAGCUGUGUGCUGGAGCCAUGGCUGAUGCGGACCCGAGUUCCUUCGCGGCUUCUGAUGCCUGCCGCACUCACCAUCUCUACUUGCGCUGCCGCGUGGACUUCGAAAGCCGAUCGCUGCGGGGCACGGCGGCCCUCACCGUGCGGUCGGAAAGGGACAACCUGAGUUCCCUGGUUUUGGACACCAAAGACCUAACAAUUCAGAAAGUGGUUGUUAACAAUCAAGUGGCUCAGUUUGUUCUUGGACCACAACACAGCUUCAAAGGAGCACCACUUGAAAUCACAUUACCAUUCCCCUUGAGGAAGGGCCAAGAUGUAGUUGUGGAGGUCUCUUUUGAAACUUCUCCAAGGUCUUCAGCACUUCAGUGGUUCACUCCAGAGCAGACAUCAGGGAAAAGACAUCCAUUUCUUUUUAGUCAGUGCCAGGCUACUCAUUGCAGAGCUCUACUCCCCUGCCAAGAUACGCCCUCUGUGAAGUUAACAUAUUAUGCGGAGGUAAGUACUAGACUGCUCAGUUCUGUAAGGGUACUUUGGAGAGCAAAGGAUUUGAUUAAUAACCUUGGAAGCACAAAUGAAGUGACAAAUUUGAUCCCUAAUCUGAAGGAGUUAAACCCUGAUGUUGCAUAUUCUUCUGUUCCAUAUGAGAAAGGCUUUGCUUUAUUGCUUCAUCUGGAGCAGCUGCUUGGUGGACCAGAUGUCUUCAUUGGCUUCUUGAGAGCAUACAUCCAACAGUUUGCAUACAAGAGUAUAGUGACUGAAGACUGGAAGAAUUUCCUCUACUCCUAUUUCAAGGAUAAGGUUAAUGUUCUUAACAAAGUUGACUGGAAUGCAUGGAUGCAUACUCCUGGUAUGCCACCAGUAAAACCUGAAUAUGAUACUACAUUGUCAAAUACCUGUGUUGCCUUGAGCCAAAGAUGGAUCAAAGCUGGUGACAGAUCAUUAUCCAAUGUAAAUACAGAUACAGAUAUAAAGAACCGGAACAGUCACUUCAUCAUUGAAGUGAUGACCAAGAAUCCUCUUCCAGUGAGCCACGUGAGUCGAAUGCAGGAAAUCUAUGACUUCAAUGCAACAAACAAUUCCGAAAUCAGAUUCAGAUGGCUCCGCCUCUGCAUUCAAGCCAAGUGGGAAGCUGCCAUCCCUCUAGCUCUAAAGAUGGCUACUGAACAAGGCCGCAUGAAAUUUACUCGUCCAUUAUUCAAGGAUCUCUAUAAAUUUGAAAAAUCACGUGACCAAGCCAUCAGUGCCUUCCAGCUGCACAAAAUAUCUAUGCAUCCAGUGACUGCAAUGUUGGUAUCCAAAGAUCUGGGCCUGGAGGGACAAACAGCCUAACUUCUGCAGAGUUCAUGGUGCUGACCUUGUAUAAGAGAAUUUUGCUAUUCCUCUUCACUCUCUUGCCAAAACAUACAAAUAAAAUCAUGGUAGAUCUCAUUUGAUUUCUUUACAUUGUCUUCUGAACCUGGAACAAAAAAGCUCUUCUACGUUUUCUAGAGCUUUGCAUUUCUGCUACAUACAUGUUAUGCAAAACUGGAAAAAAAAAACCUAUAUUUUUCUACACUUCGCUACAUUAGUUCUACUUUUACCACAACAAAUACAGGUACUAGUGGACUUUAUUGAAACUAUGCUCUUUGAGUUCUACCUGCAAUAUCUUUUUAUGUUGGUAUACUUAAUAAUGUAAUCAUUGAUUUCAUCAGAAGAGUGAAAUAAACAAUGAACAGAUAAAACU